GAGAAGGUCGUCUGGCCGUAUAGCGUUCACCUUCGCUUCAGCGCUAGCGCUCUAGCGCACUUCUAAAUCGUGCACGUGAACUGAAGAUCAGAGAAGAACGAACUUGUCAGUGCAGUGUACGACAAUCUUACUCAAUUAUCAUCUUUUCAAGCUGCUAUUGUCAUUCAGAGGUCAUAAUUACAUCAGAUAUUGUGAACAGAGUCCACACUUCAAUCAACGGGAGUGAACAUUGAAAGCGAACUUGGGACUCAGAGAGGAGAGCCAGCUGUCACCAGCAAACUGCCUUCAUGUAAGGUGUUCUAGUAUGCAAGGUGGAGAGGUGAGCAUAGGAGCUCAGGAGAGUGAGUCUAGGAAACCUUAUCAUCGCGUACCGCUCAUUGAAGAUCCUCACAUGGUAGAGGUGUCCGUUAGUCUCAAGGGUGAUGGCAGGCCAGCCAGCCAGAUCUCCUCAUCCCAUGGAAAUGUUUGGCGUAAGAUUGUGUCUUCCCUGCUGGCUGGGGCUGCCGCAGGAGCCGUGGCCAAGUCCGUCAUCGCUCCAUUGGAUCGCACAAAGAUUCUCUUUCAGACAUCAGACAUGCAGUUUUCAGCUAGGAACGCAGUGGGUGUCCUGAGGGAUGUGUACCAGAAGGAAGGAUUGGUUGCGUUAUGGAGGGGCAACUCCGCUACAUUGGUCCGAAUUAUCCCCUAUGCUGGGAUCCAGUUUGCAGCGCAUGAACAGUACAAGAAACUCCUCAACACGCACAAUACACAGAACCUGAACCCGGCUCGUCGGUUCAUGGCAGGUUCUCUAGCUGGUGUAACAGCUGCAUCUUUAACCUAUCCAUUAGAUGUUCUCAGGGCUAGAAUGGCUGUCACUCAUAGGACAAGUUACAAAGGGAUCAUGUCCAUGUUCCUGAUGACACUCAGAAUAGACGGUGCUUCCAGUUUCUACAGAGGUUUUCUCCCUACGGUACUCGGUGUUAUCCCCUAUGGCGGCAUCAGCUUCUUCACAUAUGAAACCCUCAAGAAACAGCACAGAGAGUACACCAACCGUAAGGAACCAAGUCCGUCAGAAAGGCUCGCGUUUGGAGCGGUAGCAGGUCUGUUUGGUCAAUCGGCUUCCUAUCCGUUGGACGUGAUCAGACGACGCAUGCAGACGGCCGGGAUCACCAAGUACUCGUACGACUCUAUCCUCAACACGGGCAGGAACAUUGUUAAAGAAGGUGGAGUGAUUGGGGGUCUGUACAAGGGGCUCAGUAUGAACUGGAUCAAGGGACCUGUUGCUGUCGGAAUCAGCUUCACGGUCUUUGACCUGACCUUGAAAUGGCUGUCUCAGAGGCACUUCUUCAGGGACGAUCCUUGAUGCCGCGUCUGUCGACCCUUGAGGAAGCCAUAGGGGUGCGUUUACUCUCCAUCCAUCGGUGAAUCCAUCUUUAUUGCCAAUUUUCGUUCUUUUUUUUAGUGGAUCUACCAGUAAAUACAUUCUCUCCAUCCUGCUUGCAAUGAUCAGUCGGUGAAUUGAAAAUGAGAACUUCUAGAUGCCUCAUUAAAUAUUCAUGGAUUUGAUAGAAAUUUAGUUUCGCUGGAGUAAAGAGCCGAGGCCCAAAGCGCAGUCGUGAUAUGUUCAUCGCUCAUUUUACAGUUAUGUAUGCAAUUGAAAUAAUUUUGAACAUGAAAUCAGGUGAGUUGAAUGGCGAUACUGUUUCCUAAUCAUCAGUGGAGCUACAUACAUACAUACAGACUCUGGGUAUGUGAGUUUAUUGUAUUGAUUGUUAGUGUUGAAAAAUAUGCACAAAUUGUCUAAAUACAAAAUAUCUGUUAUUCUCAUUUUGAUGAUUAUUGUUACGUGUACCUCCCAGUAUAACCAAUGAGUUAAUCUAUGCAACCUUGUUAUGUAUGUGGUGAUUAUAUGUUGAUAUCAGUGCCUGGCCUGCCCCCACUGCAAUUUCAUAUUAAAACAUGUGUGUGUAAAGGGAAUGCAAAGACGCCUUAUGAUUUUACAGUUUUUUCCCGUGACCAGAAUGUAAGUCAUAUCUCACCUCCUUUUUUUGUUUUGUUUAUUCACUCAGGAAAUAAAAAGAAAAUUUGAUCAUCCUUUGUAUCUUGCUACAUGUACAAUGAAGUUGAUGACUAAUCAUAUGUACUCUAAUAAAUCUACCUUCCUGUCAUAAAGCUCCCUUUCUGUCAUAAAGUGGGUUUAGAAGCAAAUAUUCAUCUUAAGGGGGAAGUCCACCCUGAUAUUAAGUUGGUUUUAUUAGAAGCAGAAAAAUGAGAACACAGAAAGAAAAAAAGAAGAAAACGCUAUGAAUUUUUGAAGGUGCAGUCAAUCAAACACAAAUUGGCAACUCUGUGACGUACCUAGUAAGGUCCCCUCCCAUUUUCCCUGUACUAAAUGUUUUUCAUACUUUCCCUAAGAACAUUAUCAAUCAUUCAUUCACCCUAAAUAUAAUUUUUGCCAAUAUGGUUUUUAUACAACCCUUAUAUGAAACAAAUCUAUUUUGCAUCAAUAACUAAGAAAAUAAAAGUUUAUGACAUUUUCUGUAAAGAGCAAAUUGUAGAGGAGCUCGCAAGAUAUGUCAUAGUUUCGCCCUUUUGUGUUCCAUUGAUUACAACUUCAAAAAGUCAUAACUUUCCUUCUUUUAGUUGGAUAUUGCUCAAACUUUCACUAAAUUACUUCUUUCAAUUUCUACUUUUAUUAAAACCAAAUGAAUAUCACGGUGGAUUUCCCCAUUAAUCUGGUGAUCUUAAUGCUGUAUUAUGCAAGACAGUUCCGGGUUUUUUGUUUAAAGAGUGCAUUGUGAAUAUGGACGUAUGUGAUAUGCGGAUUGUUAGUCUUUAUUUUUUACUAAUUCAUGUAAACAUGAUCCCGGGUCUAAGUUUAUGUUUAAAGACCCUGUCCAAUGAAAAUACAACUUGGUAUAAAUAGAAAACUGAAUAAAUGUUGAAUGUAGAAUAAAAUUAUAAAGGAAUGACAAAUAUUUACCCUUUCAUUAUUGCACAAAAGCAAAUUAAAACCUCAUUUUCUGCACCCCUCCAAAUUAUGGGUCAAAUUUGCCGAAGUUACAGUGAUGAGAUAACACGUGGACCCGAUCGGUUCACCUAUAUAGCUGAGGCGAUGAGCCGUGCUUAAUAAAUGCAAAGUCAUUGUGAUUAUGCGUAUCCCCACAUAAUAGAUGAUGCCAUCCAGUCGAUUUGAACAACUUCCGAUUUUCAAAUCUUUAAAUUUUGAGUUUUCAGAGAGCUGAUACUCCUCUGACAGACACUAAAAUGGCAUAUGAUUGAUAUCAUUGUAAUCUAUGGCUUAUAAGCUUUUCGUUGAUAUAUAAUUUGUCCAGUUUAUUUUUCAGCUCGGAUAUGAUCUUCAACAAAUGAAAACUCAGACCUGGGACUAACUUCCAGAUUUUGAACCAAAGUCCAAGUCCAUUGUCAGAUUUAAUUAAUUUUAUUAGAAUAGAAGCUAUAGAGUAUUUAUCCCAACUUCUUUUGGUAUUCAUUCGUAGGAUGGGAUUUCAUAUUUGGCUGCAGAAAGAUGAACUCAAGCUACACAUAUAAAUACAAUAUGCAAGUGUCAAAUUAUAUCUGACUCUCUUAAUAGUUACAUACAAAAUGUGAGCUUACCGGUAGGUUAGCAGCUUUAUUACAUGAUGCCCUUGUUAUUUGCUGUUACAGGUUAUAGCACUGAUUUUUUUUUAUGUCUGCUUUCCAUUCAUGACCCAGUUAUUUUGCCUUAAACACCUCUUAGUGUCUGUACAUCAUCACCUUUAAGCUUGACUGAAAUAGAAGAGUAUUUCAUUAUGCAUGAACUUGAUUGUGUAAUUGGGAGUGGAUAAGAAGUGGGCAAGGGGCUUACCCUAGUUUUAAAAUAUUGAGAGUUCAUGUUUAACAAGAUUGAACUACAAACAACUAAAUUAUUUAAAAAAUCGUAUCUGUCUUGAAGGCUCUCUAAUUUUGUACCCUUUUUUAAGGGAUACACUUCUUGGAUGGUUUACACAAUGAAGAAGGGGCAAUUUUUCAUUUACCUAUCUCAUGCCAAUUGGGUUUAAGGGCGAUGGGGCAUGAGCUGGUUGUACCCCCCAAUCUCAAAAAACAAGAGAAAAGAAAUAUAUACAUGUAUAUGCCACUGUGUGGGAGGGGGAGGGGGGUGGUGUUCUUUCACUGAUCAGAUGGCCUGAUAAUUAUUCAGAGGCAUUUGAUUGUCUACUGUCUAGAUGUGUUUUAUUCAAUUUGGAUCUCUGUACUGAAAGAUUUGUGUACAUGUAUAUCAUUGUGAAAAACUACCUGAAUUGGAAUCAUCAACUUAACUGUGAAUGAGAGUAGACCGGUUAACUAACAUAUUCAAAUGUUAUGCAUUCUUGUUCUUGACAAUUCUGGCCCAAUGCUUGCCUGACAUAGCAACAAGUUAUAUUUAGAGAUUGGAAUCCAAGUAUUGUAGUUCAUUCAUUAGUAACAGGUUAAUGGAAUACCUCGUCACUAGGUUCCCAGGAAAGAAACAUCCAUAAAUGUUGAAUACCGGUAGGUCAAUAAACCGGUCUAUUCUCGUCAGGCAGAGACGUGUAGACUUAUUGGCCCGAAUUCACAAAGGAGGUUUGUCGACAAACCUUCGUUUUCGUACGUCAUAUGACGCGUUUUACGCGUUUUUUACAAACCUGGUUUGUAAAGAACAAAAGGAGGUUUGGCGAAACAAAAGGAGGUUUGAGCUCAAACCUUGGUCUGAGGUCAAUCUUGCUUUGUGAAUUCGGGCCAUUAUGUGGCUUCAUAUAUUGACAUUGAAAAUAUCCUCCAUCCUGUGUUUUUUAUGGAAAUUAAUUGCAUGUUCGACCUCGUUAUGAUUAUUUGCAAUAGUUAAAUCUCAUAAGUUUCAUUGAGAAAAAAAAGGUUUCCUUUGAAUGACGAUUAUACAAAGGCCAAGUAUUGAUUUGAAUAUUGAAAAUGAGAGUAUGGUAUAUGUUACUUCCAAUACGUAUUUAUGAAUAUAUUGCGAAUACAAAAUAUAUGGAGUUUAUAUGUGAUAGAUUAUAUUGACAUGUUUCUACAAUGUUAAACAUUAAAUGCGGUUGACAAUAAAUGAUACAUGCUAAGUGUGUGAAAUUGA
Molecule: messenger RNA, 5071 nt
Organism: Strongylocentrotus purpuratus (purple sea urchin)
Lineage: Eukaryota; Metazoa; Echinodermata; Echinoidea; Camarodonta; Strongylocentrotidae
Gene: slc25a42
Product: mitochondrial coenzyme A transporter SLC25A42
Exons: 8
Coding region: 305-1342 (345 amino acids)
Biological process (GO): transmembrane transport
Source: RefSeq, a predicted model, not a curated record